CAACACCCCGCGAACACCCUCAGCGCGCGCCGCUGCCUUCCUGAAUCCCUCCCAUUGCCGUAAUAUUUGCGCCUGUUUUUCUUCAUCCACGUUUGAACCUGGUAUCACCGUCCCCCACGCGUUCGAGACCCCCGAAGCACCUCCGUCAUGGCGAGCGCGCGUCGAACUUCCAAUUUCCCCGGCCGCCGCCCGGGGAGUAGGGGCCAGGAGAAGGAGGAAAUAUGGAAGCCUAUGUUAGACAACAUCUCAAGUGGGAAGCGGCUACCAGAGAAGAGCUUGCUAGUGCUAGGUGGCACGCCAGAGACACAGCGCGAGUUCCUGGAAUCAGUAGCAACAGAUCCGGCGAACAAUCGAAGGCCCCCGGACCGCGGGCGGAAGGCGCCAAUUGCGAACCAGUUUGCGCUGGGCUACACCUAUCAGGAUGUGCUUGACACAGAUCAUGAAGAUAUCCUCGCCCGCCUCUCGCUCUACCUCCUCGCAAACCCCUCACCCUCCUUCACCCCCCUGAUCAAGCCCUACCUAAACCCACGCACACUCCCGCACAUGCUUGUGGUCAUACUUCUUGACUGGAACCACCCGUGGCUGUGGAUACGGCAGCUUCGAGACUGGAUACGCGUACUGCGAUCACUUAUUCUCUCGCUCGACGACGCAUCGAAGGAGGUGCUUGAAGAGAACAUCGUGACGCUACAAGACAAGGGACGGACAAUGGGCGGAUCAGAAGGAAGCAGCGCGCUGGAGAACGUAAAAGUACCACUAGGCCUUGGGGAGUGGGAUGAACCGCUCGGCAUACCUCUUUGCGUCGUCUGCCAGAACGCCGAUAAGAUCGAAGCGCUAGAACGGGAACGCGGAUGGAAAGAGGAAGAGUUUGACUUCAUUCUGCAGUAUCUGCGCACGAUCCUGCUCAAGCAUGGCGCCAGCUUGGUGUACACGAUGCCUUCCGCGCCGGGCUCUCUGCAGACACUGAUCCAUUCGACGCUAGGGAUCAAGUCGCUGCUGAAGCAGAAACAACUAAAGCACAACGUUACGGACCGCGACCGGGUGCUCGUACCGCCCAAUUGGGACUCAUGGGCCAAAAUUAGGAUACUGAGGGACGGGUUUGACGUCGAAGGGGUCAGCCAGAAGUGGUCUGUCGACAUUGACAUCCCACGGCAUAUGAAGCCCCUGAUGAACGGGCAACCCGCUGCCGACGGAGAGACACAGGCAAAUAGCACACAGACAGUUGAAGUGCAAGGGGAAAGUCCCUCAGCGACCUCUAUAUACGAAGACACGAUCCGGAACCCUGAGACCGACUUCCCGCUUUCCGCCCUACACUCCAAGCAACCCAACGGCAUCGAGGUGUCUAGUAAAGAUGCACAGGACUUCCUCGUGGAGCAGCUCUCUGUCCUUGACGUACUACGCCGCGAAGAUGAAAAUGAUGCGAAGGUCAAAGCUGCACGAAAGGACGUGGAACCGACGUACAGGACAUGGUCCGAUGACGUGUCUGGUGUUGUGGAAGAGCACAUUGGCCCCGUGCAAUUUAACAUGGGUGGAAUUCAGGUGAAUGCCGAUGAGAUGGUCAAGCGAUUACAGGAUCGCGAAGCAAACAGAGCCAAUGAACCCGAGACGCCCAUGACUCCACCACCGAACGCCCAAGAUCCGAACAAGAUGGACAAUGACAAGCUCAUGUCGUUCUUCUCGGGUCUCAUUAACAAAGGCACCACGUCCUCGGCUAACAGUCCCAGAGGUGGGUAGUGCAAAUCGGUCUAAAGGUCGGAUUCAGGGCUCAGAAGAGAAGGAUGAGAAAGAUAGUUGGUCAUCUCGGAGGUUUUCGAGAAUUUCAUGUGCAGGAGCUAGGUUUGGAGCCUUUUCGCUUUCUGAUCAUCACAACAUUAUGGUCGUCGUUUCGGGUUCAACAUGGCUUUAUACCCCAGCAUAGUCUGUCUACCAAAUCUAUCUCUUAUGUCAGUCAGACAUCACCCUUUCC
Molecule: messenger RNA, 1963 nt
Organism: Trematosphaeria pertusa
Lineage: Eukaryota; Fungi; Ascomycota; Dothideomycetes; Pleosporales; Trematosphaeriaceae
Exons: 4
Coding region: 148-1731 (527 amino acids)
Biological process (GO): microtubule cytoskeleton organization; microtubule-based movement
Cellular component (GO): centrosome; cytoplasmic dynein complex
Molecular function (GO): dynein heavy chain binding
Source: RefSeq, a predicted model, not a curated record